AUGAUGGAGCAAGUGAUUCUGCACUUUUCGGUGAAGAAUACUUUCCUUGACGUUCGCCCUGUCGAGGACGUUCCCCCGAUGCGGAGAAAAUCCUGGAGCUCGGGGGAUACGGGGGAUCCCACGGGAUUCAUCCUCGGUUUGUCCAAGGCCGCGAAUGGACAGGAGGUUACCCAGGAGGUUUCCCAGAAUCUGCCAGAGAUCCACGAUGAAGAUCAAAGCCCUAGCAGCCCUAGCAAGACGCUGGCAAAACAUCGUGCUGGUAGAUGCAAACCAUGCGUGUUUUUUGCGAGCGUUCAUGGAUGCCCGGAUGCCACAUGCAGUUUCUGCCACUUGGCUCAUCAACCUCCUCCGAAGCAGCGACCGGAAAAGCGGCUGCGGAAUGAGUUCAAAGCGGCGGUGCAGACGGUCUUUCAGAUGGAGGACCACCAAGCGCUGCGCCUGGCCCUGAAAAACUUGGCACCGCAACACCCGUACUUGCACUGGUACAUCAUCGGGCAGAUGGACAUGUGUUUCGGCAAAAAGCAGAUAGAAUCUGCCAGAAGGAUCCAGAAGGUCAUUGUUAUUCACUGUUGGAUUUUUGAGGGUUUUAUUCCCGAGAGCGUCUGA
Molecule: messenger RNA, 606 nt
Organism: Cladocopium goreaui
Lineage: Eukaryota; Dinophyceae; Suessiales; Symbiodiniaceae
Source: the annotation of a GenBank genome assembly